UCUCCGCUUGCACGCAACUCACUGAGAGGGAGAGGCAGCAGCGUGCCCUCCCCUCACCAGCCACCGGCAGCUCCAGACAGACAGGACCUGCUUCUCGCACCUCCAGCAUCCUCCCUUCUUCCCUGCCACUCCUUCCCACAGAGAGAAAAAGAGAGAAAGAGAAGAAAGGAAAAGGAAAAAGGAGUCAGAAAGAUUCUGGAAUUUGACUCUUUCCAAGGAGGAAACACCCUGCAAACUCAGUUGAUUAAACACCAAACUGACAGAUUCCCAACUCUUCGGUUCAACCCGGAGGUCUUUUCUCUGGAGUCCUGGGAGCUGUGCUAUGGGCAACGCUGCCUCUAAUCAGCACCAUGAAGCCUGACACUGUUUCUGCUCUGCUCUGGGCCCCACUCUGCCUGAGUACUCAGUUGCUUGUGGUUCCCCUUCCCAGAGCCUACUUCUGCUAGACAAUAGAACCUUAACACUGGUCCUUUGCUUGGGCCUACCUUACACCUGGCUCACUUCACUGUUUCUUCCUCCUCCGCAAUUGCCUGGGGCUCUAGCCCUGAUCUUGGGCUCCCUGGCUAGGACAUUUGACAGAAGAAACACACCACUGAAGGCUUGUUCCUACCCUGAGCUCCUUCUCCUCCUUGAAUCAAGGCCUCCGGAUCCACCUGGAUAGCUGAGAUCUUUUCUUGGAGAAAGAUACUUCUUCCUCACCCCUGCUCCUGGUUUGCCCUACCCAACAUCCCCUUUCUGUUUCUUCUGCCUCUUUAUUGGAUUUCUUGCCUGUGUGCCUAUCUUGGGCUGUGUUGUUGCCUUUUUCCUCCUUCCUCACCCUCCAAACACUCCUGAGUGUACGCUUCUUGUGUGCUCUCCGUGCACCGCCUUGUCUUUCUAUCACCAAAACCUACCCCCUGCCUCCCACCCCUAGGACUGUUCCCUGGCCAGUCUAUUCCUCUGUGCUCUGGCCCAGCCGCCACAAUGAGCUUUACUCUCCACUCGGUCUUCUUCACCCUGAAGGUGAGCAUCUUUCUGGGCUCCCUGGUUGGGCUCUGCCUGGGUCUGGAGUUCAUGGGUCUCCCCAACCAGUGGGCCCGCUACCUGCGCUGGGAUGCAAGCACACGCAGUGACCUGAGCUUCCAGUUCAAAACCAACGUAUCCACUGGGCUGCUCCUGUAUCUGGAUGAUGGUGGUGUCUGUGACUUCCUCUGCCUCUCUCUGGUGGAUGGCCGAGUUCAGCUCCGCUUUAGCAUGGACUGCGCUGAGACAGCCGUGUUGUCCAACAAGCAGGUGAACGACAGCAGCUGGCACUUCCUCAUGGUGAGCCGUGACCGCCUGCGCACUGGGCUGGUGAUUGAUGACGAGGGCCAGUCUGGGGAGCUACAACCUCAGAGGCCCUACAUGGAUGUGGUCAGCGACUUGUUCAUCGGUGGCGUCCCUGCUGACAUCCGACCUUCUGCCCUGACCCUCGACGGAGUACAGAACAUGCCUGGCUUUAAGGGAUUAAUGCUGGAUCUCAAGUAUGGCAACUCAGAGCCGCGGCUUCUGGGGAGCCAGGGUGUCCAGUUAGAAGCAGAGGGACCCUGUGGUGAGCGUCCCUGUGAAAAUGGUGGGAUCUGCUUCCUCCUGGAUGGCCAUCCCACCUGUGACUGUUCCACCACUGGCUAUGGCGGCACACUCUGCUCAGAAGAUGUCAGUCAAGGUCCAGGCCUUUCCCACCUUAUGAUGAGUGAACAAGCUCGAGAGGAGAACGUGGCCACUUUCCGAGGCUCAGAGUACCUGUGCUAUGACCUGUCUCAGAACCCCAUCCAGAGCAGCAGUGACGAAAUCACCCUCUCCUUUAAGACCUGGCAACGCAAUGGGCUCAUCCUACAUACGGGCAAGUCGGCCGACUAUGUUAACCUAGCUCUGAAGGAUGGCGCGGUCUCCUUGGUCAUUAACCUGGGGUCCGGGGCCUUUGAGGCUAUUGUGGAGCCCGUGAAUGGGAAAUUCAACGACAACGCCUGGCAUGAUGUCAAAGUGACACGCAAUCUCCGGCAGCACUCAGGCAUCGGACACGCUAUGGUGACAAUCUCUGUGGAUGGUAUCCUUACCACGACGGGUUACACUCAAGAGGACUACACCAUGCUGGGCUCAGAUGACUUCUUCUAUGUUGGUGGAAGCCCAAGCACUGCAGACUUGCCAGGCUCCCCUGUGAGCAACAACUUCAUGGGCUGCCUGAAAGAGGUUGUUUAUAAGAAUAAUGACAUUCGUCUGGAGCUGUCUCGCUUGGCCCGGAUUGGGGACACCAAGAUGAAAAUCUACGGGGAAGUUGUGUUCAAAUGUGAGAAUGUGGCCACGCUGGACCCCAUCAACUUUGAGACCCCAGAGGCUUACAUCAGCUUGCCCAAGUGGAACACCAAGCGUAUGGGCUCCAUCUCCUUUGACUUUCGCACCACUGAGCCCAAUGGCCUGAUCCUCUUCACUCAUGGGAAACCCCAAGAAAGGAAAGAUAUCCGGAGCCAAAAGAACACAAAAGUUGACUUUUUUGCUGUGGAGCUUCUUGAUGGCAACCUGUAUUUGCUGCUUGACAUGGGCUCAGGCACCAUCAAAGUGAAGGCCACUCAGAAGAAAGCCAAUGAUGGGGAAUGGUACCAUGUGGACAUUCAGCGGGAUGGCAGAUCAGGUACCAUAUCUGUGAACAGCAGGCGCACGCCGUUCACCGCCAGUGGUGAGAGUGAAAUCUUGGACCUGGAGGGCGACAUGUAUCUGGGCGGGCUGCCAGAGAACCGAGCUGGCCUUAUUCUCCCCACGGAACUCUGGACUGCCAUGCUCAACUAUGGCUAUGUGGGUUGCAUCCGUGACCUUUUCAUUGACGGGCGCAGCAAGAACAUCCGGCAGCUGGCGGAAAUGCAGAAUGCGGCAGGCGUCAAGUCUUCCUGUUCACGAAUGAGCGCCAAGCAGUGUGACAGCUACCCCUGCAAGAACAACGCGGUGUGCAAGGACGGCUGGAACCGCUUCAUUUGUGACUGCACUGGCACUGGCUACUGGGGAAGAACCUGUGAAAGAGAGGCAUCCAUCCUAAGCUAUGACGGCAGUAUGUACAUGAAGGUCAUCAUGCCCAUGGUGAUGCACACAGAAGCAGAGGAUGUGUCUUUCCGCUUCAUGUCACAACGAGCCUAUGGGCUUCUGGUAGCCACUACCUCCAGGGACUCUGCGGAUACACUGCGUCUAGAGUUGGAUGGUGGGCGUGUCAAGCUCAUGGUUAACUUAGACUGUAUCAGGAUAAACUGUAACUCCAGCAAAGGACCUGAGACCCUGUACGCAGGUCAGAAGCUCAAUGACAAUGAGUGGCACACCGUCCGGGUGGUGCGGAGAGGAAAAAGCCUUAAGCUAACAGUGGAUGAUGACGUGGCCGAGGGUACGAUGGUGGGAGACCACACCCGCCUGGAGUUCCACAAUAUUGAGACUGGUAUCAUGACGGAGAAGCGUUACAUCUCUGUGGCCCCUUCCAGUUUCAUUGGCCAUCUUCAGAGCCUCAUGUUCAACGGCUUGCUCUACAUAGAUUUGUGCAAAAAUGGGGACAUUGACUACUGUGAGCUGAAGGCUCGGUUUGGGCUGAGGAACAUCAUCGCUGACCCUGUCACUUUCAAGACCAAGAGCAGCUACUUGACCCUUGCCACCCUCCAGGCCUAUACCUCCAUGCACCUUUUUUUCCAGUUCAAGACCACAUCAGCUGAUGGCUUCAUUCUUUUCAACAGUGGCGAUGGCAAUGAUUUCAUUGCAGUUGAGCUGGUCAAGGGGUACAUACACUAUGUGUUUGAUCUUGGCAAUGGUCCCAAUGUGAUCAAAGGCAACAGUGACCGCCCCCUGAAUGACAACCAGUGGCACAAUGUUGUCAUCACUCGGGACAACAGCAAUACCCACAGCCUGAAAGUCGACACCAAGGUAGUCACUCAGGUCAUCAAUGGUGCCAAAAAUCUGGAUUUGAAAGGUGAUCUCUACAUGGCUGGCUUAGCUCAGGGCAUGUACAGCAACCUUCCGAAGCUUGUGGCCUCCCGGGAUGGAUUUCAGGGCUGUCUGGCCUCUGUAGACUUGAACGGGCGCCUGCCUGAUCUCAUCAAUGAUGCUCUCCACAAGAGUGGGCAGAUCGAGCGAGGCUGUGAAGUUGCGUUGACCAAAGCUGACCUGCAAGGACCCAGUACAACGUGUCAGGAGGAUUCAUGUGCCAACCAAGGAGUCUGCAUGCAGCAAUGGGAAGGCUUCACCUGUGACUGCUCGAUGACAUCAUAUUCGGGAAACCAGUGCAAUGACCCUGGUGCCACAUACAUCUUUGGAAAAAGCGGUGGCCUCAUCCUCUACACCUGGCCAGCGAAUGACAGACCCAGCACACGCUCUGACCGCCUGGCCGUGGGCUUCAGCACCACUGUGAAGGAUGGCAUUUUGGUGCGCAUUGACAGUGCCCCGGGACUUGGAGACUUCCUCCAGCUUCACAUAGAACAAGGGAAAAUUGGAGUUGUCUUCAAUAUCGGCACCGUGGACAUCUCCAUCAAAGAAGAGAGAACCCCUGUCAAUGACGGCAAAUAUCACGUGGUGCGCUUUACCAGAAAUGGCGGCAAUGCCACACUUCAGGUGGACAACUGGCCAGUGAAUGAACAUUAUCCUACAGGCAACACUGAUAAUGAACGCCUCCAAAUGGUAAAACAGAAAAUCCCCUUCAAAUAUAACCGGCCCGUAGAGGAAUGGCUGCAGGAAAAAGGCCGGCAGUUAACCAUCUUCAACACCCAGGCUCAAAUAGCCAUUGGAGGAAAGGACAAAGGACGCCUCUUCCAAGGCCAACUCUCUGGGCUCUAUUAUGAUGGUUUGAAAGUACUGAACAUGGCCGCUGAGAACAACCCUAAUAUUAGAAUCAAUGGAAGUGUUCGGCUAGUGGGAGAAGUCCCAUCAGUCUCGGGAACAACACAGACGACCUCCAUGCCCCCUGAAAUGUCUACCACUGUCAUGGAAACCACCACCACUAUGGCUACAACCACCACCCGCAAGAAUCGCUCUACAGCCAGCAUUCAGCCAACAUCAGAUGACCUUGUUUCAUCUGCUGAAUGUUCAAGUGAUGACGAAGACUUUGUCGAGUGUGAACCGAGUACAGGUAGGUCAGAUAAGAGUCUUUCCACUUCAAUCUUCGAAGGUGGCUACAAAGCACAUGCGCCCAAGUGGGAAUCCAAGGACUUUAGACCUAACAAAGUCUCGGAAACUAGUAGAACUACAACCACAUCUUUGUCCCCUGAGCUGAUCCGCUUCACAGCGUCCUCCUCGUCUGGGAUGGUGCCCAAAUUGCCAGCUGGCAAAAUGAAUAACCGUGAUCUCAAACCCCAGCCUGAUAUAGUCUUGCUUCCGUUGCCCACUGCCUAUGAGCUAGACAGCACCAAACUGAAGAGCCCACUAAUUACUUCCCCCAUGUUCCGUAAUGUGCCCACAGCAAACCCCACGGAGCCAGGAAUCAGACGGGUUCCGGGGGCCUCAGAGGUGAUCCGGGAGUCCAGCAGUACAACAGGGAUGGUCGUCGGCAUUGUGGCUGCUGCCGCCCUCUGCAUCUUGAUCCUCCUGUACGCCAUGUACAAAUACAGGAACAGGGACGAGGGGUCCUAUCAAGUGGACGAGACGAGGAACUACAUCAGCAACUCGGCCCAGAGCAACGGCACGCUCAUGAAGGAGAAGCAAGCCAGCUCCAAGAGCGGCCAUAAGAAACAAAAAAACAAAGACAAGGAGUAUUAUGUGUAAACACAACGCCUAUCGUAUGUGAAUUUAAAACAGAUUCAUAUACACACACCUGAGUACUUUGACAAUGAGACUUAACUUGUCGGAUGUGUUCUGUGAGACGGGGUACACCAUGACUGUGGUGGGGAAAGCCAUUUUUUAAAGGACACAUACGAUGGUGUAUCUCUCUGUAAAGUUCAGCCAUGCUGCGAGGUUGCAGCCAUGGCUCGGAGACAGAAAGUUCUCUCUGCCCUGCUGUAUCAUAAAGCACACGCUUAGCGCCCUGGAGCAAGCCCAUGACUCCAUGCGACUUUGGAUGCUUCCUUCUCUCCAGGACCUUUUGACAGGGGUAGAAGACAAUAUGACUUACUUGUUCCAUAACUGCAAGUGAGUCUGUAAUGAUGUUUGUGAAUCUUGACUGUAACAAUGUUGGGUUAUUUUUUGUUCGUUUGUUUAAUUAUGUAAAAAAAAAAUAACAAAAAAAUGAGAAAAGAAAAAUGCUUUAAAAAAAUCAAAAAGAAAAUAAUACAAAAAAACCAGAAAUAACGUUUAUCUGGUUUUGGCUAAUGUGAGUGUAACUUUUCAAGAUCUGAGGGGAAAAUGGCUUUUGGGUUUUCACUUAUUUUUUUGACAAUGACUGCACAUAUGAAGAGAAAAAAAUACUCAGAAAACAAAAUGUAUGAGACUCUUGCCAUAUGAACUCAAAAGCUACCAUGGCAUUCACUCCACGUAGCAGGUUGUAGUAGCUCUAGAAUCUGUUGUUUGUUUCCUAAUGCUUUGAUGAACCUAUGGGGUGGAUGAUGAUCUACUUGAAAAGUGGCUCCCCAAGAUCUAAUUUCAAUGUUUGCCACUCAAACCUCGAACAGACAGGUUUGGGGCCGGUUUUAUCAGAGCUAUUGGUUUCACUUAACAAAUACUGUCCCUGUCCAUCGACCCAAAUUGUGUGAAAGGGGAGAGAGAAGCCCCACAAAUUGAAGCAGAGCCUUUCCAAGGGAAGGGCAGGGGGUGGACUGGAUCUGUGAUUGGUCGAAAUGCAUGCAGAUAAAGAAAAGACAAUACUAAGGUCUGUUUCAACAGACUGCAGGGGCGUUCCCAACUUGUAACACAACCACAAAUGCUCACAACGAGCCAUGUUGUGGCCAAGUGUGAAAGUCAGUUCUUUCCCCACCUCCAACGUGAUAAUGGUUUCCAUAGCGGUUUGAUUUUGUAGCCUGAUGUGAAUAAAUCUCUUUCCAUCUCCUUCAUGUCGCCCUUCACCCAUCUUUUCUAAAAACAGAUAAAUAAAUGAAUAAAGCUGCUGUGACACGCAAAAGGAAUUUAAUAGUAUAAUAUAUAUAAAUAAAUAUAUAUACAGAUAUAUUUAUCAUGGUAUGUUUGACGGGAUGACUGACACAGAAAUCUGUUCAAGUCUUGAAGUGGAAUGAGAAUGUUAUUUUAAAAGAAAAAAAUAACAAAACAACAAAAAAGCGAACCUUAAAAUGUGAAGAAAGUGUGAGUUUUCGUUUUGUCACAGUUAACUGUGUCAAAGAGAAUUUAAACAACAACAACAAAAACUUCUCAGAUUUUGUUUACAUAUUUUACUACAUUUUUGCUGGUAUAAUUCCUUAGUCACGUAUGUACAUACCGCUUUAAGAACUGUUAUUUCCUUUCUCUCUGUUUGUUUGCUUUGUAUCCCAUUCUGUCUCCUUUUUAUAAAGAGGAAACAAUGUACACGUAACAAUAAACUGGUUUUGUGGCCAUAGCCAUUCAAACAGCAAGAAGAUAAAACAAGGCACAUAUUCGCAUAAAGGUGAAGUGUGUCUUCUGGAGGGGCAGACAUAAAUACGAUUUCUUUUGUACAGAUGAAAACAAUCAGCCGUCUAGAUUUAGAAAUCUACUCUUGCUGGUCUUUGUAAGUUGCAUGAAUAUUUGACUUUGAAAAAUAAAUCUUAAAGACACGGGGCAGAAGGCACAGUCUAAAACAAUGGUAGCCUUUACUGAUGUGUAUGGAAAGAGAUGUUCCUCCUUAUCUGAGAUUUCAAUGUGUUAAGAGUUCUCAUUUUUGUUGUCAUUAAAAAGACAGAACUAUAAAAGGAUAUCAAAGCACGAUUUUCGAUCAAUGGCCCAGCGUAUAUGAAGUUGAUUAUAUCUCGGUGUUUGUGAUGGAUUGCUGUUCUUAGAGUCUUGAGGUCUUGUGAACUGAUCUCCUGCUUUCUUUCUUUACAUUUUUUAAAAGUCUGAGUAAAAACUCAUCUGUUUAUUCCUUUUCGUGUAAGUUUCUAUUUGGACAAUUUUACGGGAACUUGUGCAUUCUGUAUGUGAGCUUUCAUUGUUUUCCUCGCAGACCCUCAAGGAAUUUCUUUCAUGAUGUUGUGAUGUUCCUGCUUUUUCUUUUUCCUUUUUACUUUUAUUUCCCAUUUGCUUUUUCGUUCAAGGAUAUGCUUAGCAAUAAAAUGUUCUU
This is a messenger RNA of Chionomys nivalis (European snow vole), 8155 nucleotides long. RefSeq names its product neurexin 3 (gene Nrxn3). The record is from RefSeq and is a predicted model, not a curated record. The transcript is spliced from 23 exons. The coding region runs from base 964 to 5739 and encodes 1591 amino acids. Lineage: Eukaryota; Metazoa; Chordata; Mammalia; Rodentia; Cricetidae.